Coniosporium apollinis CBS 100218 is the source of this 2106-nucleotide messenger RNA. RefSeq names its product molecular chaperone HtpG. Gene Ontology annotation, cellular component: cytosol; perinuclear region of cytoplasm; protein-containing complex. Gene Ontology annotation, molecular function: ATP binding; ATP hydrolysis activity; ATP-dependent protein folding chaperone. The record is from RefSeq and is a predicted model, not a curated record. Lineage: Eukaryota; Fungi; Ascomycota; Dothideomycetes. Gene Ontology annotation, biological process: protein folding; cellular response to heat; protein stabilization. The transcript has a single exon. Bases 1 to 2106 code for a protein of 701 amino acids.
AUGUCUGCAGAGACUUUCGAGUUUCAGGCCGAGAUUUCUCAGCUCCUCUCCCUCAUCAUCAACACUGUCUACUCGAACAAGGAGAUCUUCCUACGAGAACUCAUCUCGAACGCCUCCGAUGCGCUAGACAAGAUCCGAUAUGAGUCUCUUUCAGAUCCGUCCAAGCUCGAUUCGGGCAAGGACCUGCGCAUCGACAUCAUCCCCAACAAGGAGAACAAGACCCUCACAAUCCGGGAUACUGGCAUUGGCAUGACCAAGGCCGACUUGGUGAACAACCUCGGCACCAUCGCCAGGUCCGGCACCAAGCAGUUCAUGGAGGCCCUCACCGCCGGCGCCGACAUUUCCAUGAUUGGCCAGUUCGGUGUCGGUUUCUACUCAGCUUACCUUGUGGCUGACCGUGUUACCGUCGUGUCGAAGCACAACGAUGACGAGCAGUACAUCUGGGAGUCGAGCGCCGGCGGCACCUUCACCCUCACCCAAGACACCGAGGGCGAGCAGCUUGGUCGCGGCACCAAGAUCAUCCUCCACCUGAAGGAUGAGCAGACCGACUAUCUCAACGAGAGCAAGAUCAAGGAGGUCGUCAAGAAGCACUCCGAGUUCAUCUCCUACCCCAUCUACCUCCACGUCGUGAAGGAGACCGAGAAGGAGGUGCCUGACGAGGAUGCUGAGGAGGUCGAGGAGGGCGACGAGAAGAAGCCCAAGGUUGAGGAGGUCGACGAUGAAGAAGAGGAGAAGAAGGAGAAGAAGACCAAGAAGGUCAAGGAGACCAAGGUCGAGGAGGAGGAGCUUAACAAGACCAAACCCAUCUGGACACGGAAUCCCCAGGACAUCACCCAGGAGGAGUAUGCGUCCUUCUACAAGUCACUCUCCAACGACUGGGAGGAUCACCUCGCUGUCAAGCACUUCUCCGUAGAGGGUCAGCUGGAGUUCCGUUCCAUCCUCUUCGUUCCCAAGCGCGCUCCCUUCGACCUGUUCGAGACGAAGAAGACCAAGAACAACAUCAAGCUCUACGUCCGCCGCGUCUUCAUCACCGAUGACGCCACCGACCUGAUUCCCGAGUGGCUGAGCUUCAUCAAGGGUGUCGUCGACUCCGAAGACCUUCCGCUUAACCUGUCCCGUGAGACCCUUCAGCAGAACAAGAUCAUGAAGGUCAUCCGGAAGAACAUCGUCAAGAAGACUCUCGAGCUCUUCAACGAGAUCGCCGAGGACCGCGAGCAGUUCGACAAGUUCUACUCCGCCUUCAGCAAGAACAUCAAGCUUGGCAUCCACGAGGACUCGCAGAACCGCCAGCAGCUCGCCAAGCUGCUCCGCUUCCACUCCACCAAGUCCGGUGACGAGACCACCUCGCUCUCCGACUACGUCACCCGCAUGCCGGAGCACCAGAAGCAGAUGUACUACAUCACCGGCGAGUCGCUCAAGGCCGUGCAGAAGUCUCCCUUCCUCGACGCGCUCAAGGAGAAGAACUUCGAGGUUCUCUUCCUCGUCGAUCCCAUCGACGAGUACGCCAUGACGCAGCUCAAGGAGUUCGACGGCAAGAAGCUCGUCGACAUCACCAAGGACUUCGAGCUCGAGGAGACCGAGGAGGAGAAGAAGGCGCGCGAGGCCGAGGAGAAGGAGUUCGAGCCGCUCGUCAAGUCGCUCAAGAACGUCCUUGGCGACAAGGUCGAGAAGGUCGUCGUCUCGCACAAGCUCAUCGGCUCGCCGUGCGCCAUCCGCACCGGCCAGUUCGGCUGGUCCGCCAACAUGGAGCGCAUCAUGAAGGCCCAGGCUCUCCGCGACACCUCCAUGUCUAGCUACAUGAGCAGCAAGAAGACCUUCGAGAUCAGCCCCAAGAGUCCCAUCAUCAAGGAGCUUAAGCGCAAGAUCGAGGCUGAUGGCGAGGAAGACCGCACCGUCAAGAGCAUCACCCAGCUCCUUUUCGAGACCUCACUGCUUGUCUCUGGCUUCACCAUUGACGAGCCUGUGCAGUUCGCUGAGCGCAUCCACAAGCUCGUCAGCUUGGGCUUGAACGUGGACGAGGAGGUUGAGACCGCGGAGGAGAAGGCGGAGACGGAGGGCGCGGCGGCUGAGCCGGCCGGCGAGAGCGCGAUGGAGGAGGUCGACUAG